AUGUCCAAAUUCUCUCUCCAAGGCCGAACUGCGCUAGUGACCGGAGGCGCCCGAGGCUGUGGGUUGGCCUUUGCUCGUGGUUUAGCAGAGGCAGGGGCGAACGUAGCUAUUUUCGACGUCAUAGAUCCGGACGCUACAUUCGAGAAUAUUGCGAAAGAUUUUGGUAUUCGCACAGCCUUUUACAAAGUCGAUGUUUCCUCACAGGAAUCUCUUGAACAUGGCUUCGCGGAAUUCCAAAAAGACUUUGACAACGCCAUUGAUAUCUGUGUCCCUUGCGCGGGGAUUAAUCGUCACCUCCCUUUCUUAGAAUUCACCUACAAGGAGCAUCACGAUUUGGUAUCCAUUAAUGUACUCGGGCUAUACUUCACUGCCCAGCUUGCGGCAAAACAAAUGAUAGCCAAUGGUACUAAGCAUGGAAGCAUCGUGCUAGUAGCCAGUAUGGCCAGUCAUAUUGCAGUGCGCAGCCAACUAUGCAGUGCCUAUUGUGGAACCAAAGGUGCUGUCCGCUCUAUGUGCCCUGCCAUUGCGAAAGAAUUAGCUGAAUAUGGUAUCCGAGUCAAUUCCGUCUCCCCUGGGUAUGUGCGAACGGAAAUGACCGCUGCUUUCUCCCACCUGAUUCCUAGCUGGGAAGCAGAUGCAAUGAACGGGCGUAUCGCCGAGCCCGAGGAUAUCAUGGGGGCAUGUGUCUUCCUCGCAAGUGAUGCCAGUGCGUACAUGACAGGGCAGGAUAUCGUUGUAGAUGGGGGAGUCACCCGAUGGUAG
This is a messenger RNA of Penicillium cataractarum, 762 nucleotides long. Its product is annotated as SDR family oxidoreductase. The coding region runs from base 1 to 762 and encodes 253 amino acids. The record is from RefSeq and is a predicted model, not a curated record. The transcript has 5 exons. Lineage: Eukaryota; Fungi; Ascomycota; Eurotiomycetes; Eurotiales; Aspergillaceae. Gene Ontology annotation, molecular function: oxidoreductase activity, acting on the CH-OH group of donors, NAD or NADP as acceptor.